AUGGCCGACCCAGGAUGGGAUCUCUACAAGUCCGAGAUCGAAAGGUUAUACAUUCACGAGAAUAAGACACGUGAUGAAGUGAUGAGCUUCAUGGCAACAGAAUACUCCUGGAACAAAAGCGGUGCAGUGUACUCGAAGAAAUUCAAAGAGUGGGGGUUGAGAAAGCAUUCCCAGCCGAGAGACGACCAAUGGAUUUCCAGGAAAGUCGACAAAAGGAAGCGAGAAAAUGAGAAGGAAAGCGAGGUCUUCAUCAAUGGGGUUCAGAUCCAUCCUGCGAAGAUCGCUAGAUCGAGUUACAGAAAGGGUUUCAUGAGCGAAUAUUCCCGACGUGGCCUUUCUCCAAGUACCCCUGAAGGCUAUGUUGUGGCUACGCCCGUAUCGCCUGGUUUACAGAUUUCGUGGAACAAUCCUCUUCCGUGGAUACGAUUCAUGCGUCUACUUCAACCCUUACAAAAUGAUGAUGCCUCCCUCUCUUCCUCUGCCUCCCUCGCUUUCAAGUCGCAUAAUGGCUAUGAAGUGGUCAAGGGCAUGGACUUUGAGCUCAUGCAACACUUGAGCAAAAUUGUAUCGUGGAAUAAACUCCAGCACUCUCCAAACAUGCAUAGCGCUUCCCGUACGUCAGCAGCUCUGAGUAUCCUCAUGCCAGAAAACGAGCCCGGCCAGCAUGAUAUCUUGUCAGCAGAUCUGAGUACUUCAAGAGCAGGAGUUCGGGAGCAUAUGAGUGUAUUACUCUACCUUAUCUCAAAUAACCUGACCGCGCGAGAUCCUAAAGAAUAUUUCGAAGACACACUGGCACGGAACGACAAACUAGUGUUACAAAUUCUGAAGGAUACUGGCUGGAAUGAUUCAAAGCAUCUCGAGAUUCUACUUUCAGCUCGCGAGCCAACUGCCGAGUCUAUCGCCGAAAGGUUGUUUGCUGCUGCAGUAAGACAAGAAAACUUUGACAUUGUCCAAAGGAUGCUCCAGUCUGGUAUGAGCCCCAAUGGGUUGAUCGAGGGGAAAGUAGCGUGGCAGGAUGCAAACUUCGUUGCUCCUUUGCAGUUUGUAUCGGCAAAAAGAGGAAGUGUUCAUUUUAUCAAUCUUUUGAUUUCUCACGGUGCCGAUGUGAAUUUCUCGAUUGGCGACGAUGGCAAAACUGCCCUGUUUUAUGCCCUCUAUCGUGACAAUGAGGCUGCCAUUCGUAUACUCCUGGAUCACUGCCGCACAGUGACAUGGAAAUGCGCCCGUUUAGCAGCUUCUUAUACACCUGGUGAUAUUCGGGAUUUUACUCUGAUUGAAAAGAUCAUCGACAUAUAUUUACAUCAAGAUCUGGGAAAGCAACGGGGUCAUGAUACCGAGAUACUUCAAGAGGCCGUGUGGUGUAACAAUCUGCUUAUCAUUGAGCGUUUCGUUGACAAGGGGGCUAACCUGAAUGGGCUGUUGCCAUUGGAGAUACGCAGGAUAGGUGGUGAAGUCCAACACGAGACUACUUUGCUAGAACUUGCGACCAGGCAUGGAUGUAUUGGUGCCGUACAACCUUUACUUCAAGCUUCGGUUAGCGAAUAUCCGUUCCUUAUUUGGCCGCCCUACAUUUCACCACUGGAUUUAGCAGUUGAAAAAGGCUUCAUUGAUAUUACUGAAGUUUUACUCGGCUCGAGUGCUGACAAUCAAGCUGCUGACGAGGGUGAAAAGACGUUACUUGAGCGUGCCGUUCCAACUAAAAAUCUUGCUCUUUGUCAAGUGUUAAUUCGUUACGGUGCUAAGAUCGAUCGAGAGCCAUGCUUAAGCCAAGACUCUCCCUCGGCACUUAUGAUUGCUGUUCAGCAAGAUGUCACUGAUAUCGUUGACCUUUUAAUCGGCUCAAAUGCUCGAUUAAAUGACGUUUUCGAUAUUGACCCGGAGACUAUCCUUGGAGCAGCUGUCGAAGUUGGGAAUGAGACGAUGAUCAACAAGCUUAUAAGUGCUGGUGCAAGAGCGAUAGGACCACGAAUCAACAGAAUUGGCAAUUUACAAACUGCUAUCUUUCUGAAGAACGAUGGAAUUCUUCCGCGACUGCUGGAUGAGUCUGGUCCUAAGCUCCUUGCAGCGGCUAUUUCAGCUCAGGAUAAUGGUCUGGCAUGGUUCUUACUCCAGAGAAAUGCCGAUAAAGAACGGAACAAAACAGCUUUGCUUGAGAAAACACCACUGCGGGCCGCCAUUGAAAUACAUAACUCAGCCAUUGUACUAGCUCUCCUUGAGCGUGGUACCAAAGCGACAGAUGAUGAUCUCACGGAAGCUAUCAAGGACAAUUUUGAUCUUCUACCGAUCUUGCUUGCAAGUUUCACGGGAAGUGCCCCGACGGCAGCUUCAGCUGCGGUGUUGAAAGCCUCAAUGCUCGCCCUAGAGCUACUCCGAGAAGCAAAUGUCGACUUGAGGGGGACACCUCAAAUGUCUGAUCACAAAUGGGAUAUUAAGAACGUGUAUCACCUGCAAGGCUGUUCUUUCGAGUCUGUACUUGAAAUAGCGGCUUGGAAAGCCGAUGAGGUUAUGUUCAAGUACCUUCUUGAAUGGGCCUCUUCAGCGCAGAUGUCUUGGAGUCCAGAGUCUGUGAGCCGUGCUUUAACAAUGGCAAUCUUUGAAAAAAGACACGCUCAUAUAGUCGAGUUAAUGCGGCUCGAAUCAGAAUUGAGCUGUGACAUUGCCAGUGAUCCCUCAUCUGAUGAGCCAGCCAGGCGCCAAUUUCGGACAUAUACCCCUCUGCAAGCAGCUGUGAAAACGCAGCAAGCAUCGGUCGUUCGUGAUCUAAUAGUCUCAAAGGGAGUCAAUGUCAACUAUUUAGGAGAAGGUAAAUUGAGAAGGACACCAUUGCAGCAAGCUGUUGAGCUUGGAAACAUGGAGAUUGUCAACCUUCUUCUGGAGAACGGGGCCAAUGUCAACUAUUUAGGAGAAGGUAAACUGAGACGAACACCAUUGCAGCAAGCUGUUGAGCUUGGAAACAUGGAGAUUGUCAACCUUCUUCUAGAGUAUGGGGCUGAUGUAAAUGCUCCUGGUGCCUACGACGGAGGUGCGACUGCUUUACAGAUCGCGGCUAUUCAAGGAUACAUCGGCAUUGCGAGGAGGCUGCUUGAUCUUGGUUCAGAUAUCAACCAAGAACCCGCACGGGAAAAUGGGCGUACGGCUUUGAUGGGCGCUGCAGAACAUGGUCGCAUUGAUAUGUUACAAAUGCUUUUAGACGAAGGAGCAAAGGUCGUGGGUGAUUUUGAGGGUUACUAUUACGACGCUAUUGAGCUUGCAGAGGGCCAAGGCCAUUAUGCUGCAGCUAGACUCUUGAAAUCAUUCAAAGGCUCGGUUGAACUGGGCACAUUAUGA
Penicillium cosmopolitanum is the source of this 3327-nucleotide messenger RNA. RefSeq names its product ankyrin. The transcript has 4 exons. Lineage: Eukaryota; Fungi; Ascomycota; Eurotiomycetes; Eurotiales; Aspergillaceae. The record is from RefSeq and is a predicted model, not a curated record. Gene Ontology annotation, molecular function: protein binding. The coding region runs from base 1 to 3327 and encodes 1108 amino acids.